AUGGACAAAGCCACCGCGGAAACAGAAACCCAAGCAGACACCGACACAGAGACACUGGUCAGCCACGGUGAACACAGCAACCCCCACAAGCCCGAGCCAGACUGCAAGUCCAACUCCAACGAGAAAUACAACGACAACAGCCUCAAAUCCAAGCUCCGACGAUUCUUCCGCCGAAAAGCCCGUGAAAUACGCGAGCAGUGGGACGACUGGGCGGUGCUGAUGCCGGCCAAGAGCCAUUUGGACUCCGAAUACAACUUUCCUGCUGGGCGAUGGGCCGGGAUGCCGCCUGAGAUGGCGGAAUCGACGUGUUGA
Monascus purpureus is the source of this 312-nucleotide messenger RNA. Lineage: Eukaryota; Fungi; Ascomycota; Eurotiomycetes; Eurotiales; Aspergillaceae. The record is from the annotation of a GenBank genome assembly.